This is a messenger RNA of Asterias rubens (European starfish), 1833 nucleotides long. RefSeq names its product peptidyl-prolyl cis-trans isomerase-like 4. NCBI's taxonomy places the organism in Eukaryota, Metazoa, Echinodermata, Asteroidea, Forcipulatida, Asteriidae. Gene Ontology annotation, molecular function: peptidyl-prolyl cis-trans isomerase activity; RNA binding. Gene Ontology annotation, biological process: protein peptidyl-prolyl isomerization. Gene Ontology annotation, cellular component: nucleus. The record is from RefSeq and is a predicted model, not a curated record. The transcript is spliced from 13 exons. Bases 99 to 1733 code for a protein of 544 amino acids.
ACAAAAUGGCAGCCCCCGUGGACUAACAUUUUUGUGUCAAUUUCGCUCCAUAAAUUGGUCCUGACUGUUUCUUAACAAACCAAUAUAAUUGCUUAAAAAUGGCUGUGCUACUAGAAACAACGCUGGGUGAUAUUGUGAUCGAUUUAUACCCAGAAGAGAGACCUAGAUGUUGUCUCAACUUUGUAAAGCUAUGCAAGAUCAAGUACUACAAUUAUUGCCUCUUCCAUUCUGUACAGGGAAAUUUCACUGCACAAACAGGAGACCCUACAGGUACUGGCAAAGGAGGUGAUUCAAUGUUUAGCAAAUUGUAUGGUGACCAAGCUCGAUUUUUUGAGAUGGAGACCAACCCUCGCAUCAAACAUAAAAAGCUAGGAGCUGUUGCCAUGGUGAACAAUGGUGACAACAUGCACGGCUCUCAGUUUCUUUUGACGUUGGCAGAGAAUCUAGAUUACCUCGAUGGCAAACACACAGUGUUUGGAGAAGUUAGCGAAGGGUUUGACGUACUCACAAAAAUCAAUGAGGCUAUCUGUGAUAAUCAGCAUCAACCAUAUCAAGAUAUCAGAAUAAACCAUACAGUGAUUCUGGAUGACCCCUUUGAUGAUCCCCAAGGACUUGAGAUCCCUGAUAGGUCACCUGAGCCAACCAAAGAACAGCUGGAGAGCGGUCGAAUAGGAGCUGACGAGAAGAUAGAUGACACAGAAGGUAAAACAGCUGAAGAAGUGGAAGAAUCAACAAAGGAGCAAGAGGCUAAAGCAAGUGCACAAAUUCUAGAAAUGGUGGGUGAUCUGCCUGAUGCAGAUGUGAAACCUCCAGAGAAUGUCCUCUUCGUCUGCAAGUUGAACCCAGUGACCACCUCAGAAGACCUGGAGAUAAUUUUCUCCAGGUUCGGAAAGAUUGAUAGUUGUGAAGUGAUCAGAGACCAGAAAACAGAAGAAUCGCUUCAGUAUGCCUUUGUUGAAUAUGAGAGGGAGGAGGACUGUGAGAACGCUUACUUCAAGAUGGACAAUGUACUCAUUGAUGACAGAAGGAUUCAUGUUGACUUCAGCCAGUCGGUGGCAAAGGUCAACUUUAAGGGCAAAGGACCGAUGCAGAUGCCUUCGUCUAGUUCUGAUGGCAGACUUAAGUUUGAGCUCAAAGACAAGUCCAGGCAAUAUGGGAAACAGUACGAUCUUGUUCUGGAGGGAGAUGAAGAGACAGUACCAUCUGAUCAUGCAGCAACAAGUCGCAAGAGAAGCCGAGACCAGACUCAAGAUUCAAGGAAGUCAAAGACCAAAGGGUCAAAGCAUUCGAAGAAGAGCCAUGGAUCAUCCUCUAGUGACAGCAGCAGUAGCAGCUCAGAGAGUGAUGGCGGCAGAAGAAAAAAUACCACAAAGGAAAGACGGCGGAAACAUGCCAGCUCAAGUGAUGAUGACAGAAGUAGAGAUAGACGAAGAGGGGCAGACAGAAGGGGAGAAGGUGACAGAAGGGGUGAUAGAGGCGGUGAUAGAGACAGGCGGGGAACGGCUAGGGACAGGGAGGAGAGAGACAGGGAUGAGGGUAGAGGGAGGCACGGGGAGAGAAGUCAGAAGGACAAUGACAAAUACAGUCAUAGAGACAGUGGUAAAUAUGGUCGCACAGACAGAGACAGAUAUAGUAAUAGAGAUGGUGAUAAAUACAGGGGUGAUAGGGAAAGAGAUAGAGAUAGGGGAAGGGACAGAGGGGGUGACAGACACAGAGACGGAGAGAGGAGGUAAUAUUAGGUUCGCAACUUGUUGGAAUAUCGAACACAAAAAUUAUUUGGACUAUUCAACAAACUUUCACUUGUCCAGGAACUCUCUCAAAGGUAUCACAAAG